AUGUCAGAUAAAAAUCGGAAGUUGCUGGAAUAUUUCAGCAUUGGAGUGGUUGUAACAUUCCAUUCUGCAUCUUUAGUGGAGACGGUCCAAAGUGAUAUAGCAAGUGAAAAACCAGGACUUUUUGAUAUAUUUCGAGAAGGAAGUCUUCGAUUUCUGUAUUGGAGUUCACCACAGAAGGGCAGAAUGCUGCCUGCUUGGGCGUUAAUAGGGCCAUGUGUUUCAUUGGGAAUUAUAAAGUAUUUAUUCAGUUUAGUAAUUCGUGGGCUGUCUUCUAGGAUUAUAAGACGGCGGUUAACAGCUUUAAGAAAAAAACGUGCUGAAAAAAUUUGCGAUGAUGAGCUAGAAAAUCAAAAUGCUGAGAUAUAUACCAAUCUUAUAACAACAAUAACCACCGAGGUCAUUUUCUAUCCUUUUGAAACCGUGUUACAUCGUCUUCAACUACAAGGUACACGAACUAUUAUUGACAAUUUAGACAAUGGUUAUGCAGUUGUUCCAAUACUAACAAACUAUCAAGGAGCCAUCGAUUGUUACCAAUCGACCAUAUUUUCAGAAGGUUUUUGUGGGCUCUAUAAAGGAUUUGGCGCAAUGAUUCUACAAUUCAUGUCACACCUUGCUGUCCUUAAACUAUCAAAGUUGAUUGUAAGCAAAAUAUCUGAAACUCUUUCAAAUCAGCCAUCAUCACGAGUUGUGCACUACUAUAAUAUCGAUAAUAUUGUUUGUAGUUCUAGCUCAUCGAAUAUGUCGUAAAGCAUAGUUUUUCCUAAAAUAUAUUAAUUAAGUGACAACUAAGGAGGACUAUAAUAUAUUUAA
Molecule: messenger RNA, 810 nt
Organism: Drosophila bipectinata
Lineage: Eukaryota; Metazoa; Arthropoda; Insecta; Diptera; Drosophilidae
Product: solute carrier family 25 member 46-B-like
Biological process (GO): mitochondrial membrane fission; mitochondrial fission
Cellular component (GO): mitochondrial outer membrane
Source: RefSeq, a predicted model, not a curated record